Messenger RNA from Dreissena polymorpha, 1475 nucleotides. RefSeq lists its product as uncharacterized. The transcript has 11 exons. NCBI's taxonomy places the organism in Eukaryota, Metazoa, Mollusca, Bivalvia, Myida, Dreissenidae. The coding region runs from base 92 to 481 and encodes 129 amino acids. The record is from RefSeq and is a predicted model, not a curated record.
GAUAUAUGAAUAAUUCGUUGGCUAGAUAACAGGCAGUGACGUAGCUAGAGGUAGAUGUAAUCCGAGGCAGAUUUGACAUAUUUCAGAAACCAUGAGUACAAACGAAGAUGCAUAUGACUAUGUGAAUGAAUUAGAUGAACACGGGGACCAAACGCCUUUGCUUUUAUAUAUCUGGGGAUCCUUACGUGCACUUGUAGGGGAUACCAUGCGUCGUAUAACGUCCAGGAUACCCUGGGGAUCAUUACGAGCAUAUGUAGGGAAUACCAUGCGUCGUAUAAUGUUCAAGAUACCGGGCGUAUGGACUGUCGGUGUGCCAUUUAUCGCCAUAAGUUACAUAUUCUUGAGGGUUUGGAAGAGAGCACCAUGUACAAAAUGUAGUGAUUUACAGAUGGAGGUAGAUGUUCUAUCGAAGAAGAUUGACAGUUUAAUGAAGUUUAGACAGGAGAAUGAUAUGUUGAAAAACAAGAUUGAUGACUUUUGAGAGCAUAGUUCGCAAAUGAUGGAAGAGAGUGGGUCACUGGAAAACACAAACGACGAACUCUCAAACACCCGGCUUGCGGAACGCUUUGAUGGAUCUCUGAAGCAAAGAUGGAUUGAUAUAUGCGAAUCACUUGGAGACGCUUUCACCGAAAUUCAGUAUCUAAACAAUCUGUCUUACGUUAUGCAGUUGGUUUUCAACGAAUGUUCUCUGACUGUUGAGGGGACGGAGAAACCUAUGUUACAGCUAGCCAAAUAUGCCAAUGAGGACAAGAAUAAGGUGCGACACUCCCUACGAGUUGUUCGAAAACCAAUUGGCCAGAAACAGACGACACGAGAUUGCGUUGUUAAAGAUAUAGUCGCUAGAGUGAAAACGGAUGAUUGUGUGAAUGAUUUAUUAACAAACCACAACUUGCCUGGCGCCACAGUCGCAAAUAUUCAAAUAUUUCUUAAUGAUUUGGUGGACAUUUGCUGGCUGAUGUGUAUUGCUAACCCACCUUUAAAACUGAACUUUGAAGUCAAAGGAGUUGAAUACAAACUUGUUAGCCAGCGAUUUAUGGAAUUCGCAACUACUUGGAACAACACAUAUUCUGAUGGAAACCCCGGUGCAGUUUAUCUUGUUGCUUGGCCUGCAGUUGAACGCGAGGACAGCAAGGGCAACGGUGGGUUUUUGAAAAAAGGCGAAGCUAUUGUGUGUCGAUAAAUCGGAAAAUAUUGACAGAUAAUGGCUUUAAUUAUUCCGACAGUAUUCAUGUGUUCGUUAAAAAAAUUACCUGUUUGGAAUAAAAGUAAAACAUAUACACUCAACAUAUUAUAUAACAUAUUUCAUUUACUACUUUAUACUUUGUUAGUUUUAACCUGUUAAUUAUACUUGCUAUGAUUGUUAUUAUAUUAUUAUUGUUGUGAAUAUUAUACAUUUCCGAAUAGGAAAUGUGUGUGUGAACUGUUCAAAUCCUAAAUAAACGUAGUUUUGUUUUACAAAAAGCCAACGUGUUUUA